Molecule: messenger RNA, 1315 nt
Organism: Sclerotinia trifoliorum
Lineage: Eukaryota; Fungi; Ascomycota; Leotiomycetes; Helotiales; Sclerotiniaceae
Source: the annotation of a GenBank genome assembly
AUAAAUAUUUAUACCUUGAAUACCUAUUGAACCAUAGUUCUAGUGUUAAGUAACCUUAUCAAUCCAAAAUUCAUUAAAUCAGCCAAUCGGCGCGUUCCUUUUUGAUAUUCAUUGGAUAUCGAAAUUGACGAUGCAUUGCAAGAAGGCUCCAGUUCACAAUGGGAAAAAUAAGGUUAAGCUUCGGAAGAAGAGCACCGGAAACGAGAGGAGACAAAUCGGCGGAGCGGAAACCACGAAUAAUAGCGUCUUGGCAAAAUUACCGACCGACUCACAUCAAGCAACCCAGCAACCUCAUCACCGUCACCGACACCAACCCCCAAACAAUUCCACCAGCACCCUCUAUCCGCCAUCCAAACCAGCAAUAUCGCAAUCCUUCUUCCCACCCAUCGCGAAGUUUUCCAAAAUGUCUUUCACACGCGCCAUUCCCCGCGCCAGCACCAUCAUCCGCACACAAACACCAGUUCUCAACCAAGCACGAAAUUUAUCUUCUACCGCAGCCCGUAAAUCCGCAGAUCAUGGGGAUCAUUAUGAUCCGCCGACUGGAUGGUUGUUUGGGGUAAAGCCUGGAGAGAAGCCGGAGAAGGAGGGAUGGGAGAAUCUGUGGGUGUAUGGAUUCUUUGGGGCGUGUGCUUUUGGGGUUGUGGGUUAUGCGGUUAAGCCGGAUACUUCGUAGGUUUUUAUUCCUUUUUUCUCUCUCUAGGGGGUUAUCUGGAUGUAGUGGAUAUGGGUGUGAGAUGUGAAGAUAGGGUUUUUUGAGAUCGGUGGGAGAUGAGGAAUUUGGGAAGAGGGGUGGAGAGCAUUGUGGCAAGAAUCUGGAAGAGAUAUUUGGGAGAAAAGCUUCUACAGAAAUUUAAUCACACGAAAAUCCGAGCACUGCUAACCAUCGCUCGCAGGAUACAAACCUGGGCAUUAGAGGAAGCACGCAGAAGGUUAGAAGUCGAAGGGAUCUUGAAGGAGCCAGAAGACAAAUCAUAGAUCAUUACGAUUUGAGCAAUUUACGAUGGAGAAUUUGGACGAAGUUGAGGGGUAGAGAGUGAUCAGAUGAAACGUGGAGAAGCUGUAAAUACGAGGAUUGAUGAUGAAGAAGAUGGAUAUCUUGCUGGAUGCAUAUCAAGAUGUACGGGUUGCACGAAACAUGAUACGUGCUAAUAGAGCGAAGGAAUGCUAUUGAGGUUUCUUUUCUUCCCUUCUCAAAGAAAUUGUGCAACGCAAGGGCGCCUAUGUGAGCUCACUGUGAAAUGGAUUCGAGGAGCCAAAUGAGGAGUGCGAACUUGAGCUCUGGUAAUGGAGGAGCCUCUAUCGGCUUCAAGGAUAA